Messenger RNA from Tachysurus vachellii, 8033 nucleotides. RefSeq names its product microtubule cross-linking factor 1. The record is from RefSeq and is a predicted model, not a curated record. Lineage: Eukaryota; Metazoa; Chordata; Actinopteri; Siluriformes; Bagridae. The coding region runs from base 572 to 6379 and encodes 1935 amino acids. Gene Ontology annotation, biological process: regulation of autophagy. The transcript has 16 exons.
UUUUUAGGGUUGUUUUACAGGCUGUGAGAAGUCGACAUAGAGGAAAUAUCCGAGUAAGAGUAAAUGUGUGUGUGUGUGAGAGAUAAAGUGAUUUAUAACGUCGUUUGUAUACCGAAGCCAAGCGCGAGGGGAGUGUAGAGUGACGCAUGCGCACUGCGAGGUUCACGGCACCGGGCGUCACACCGCAGGAGCUGCAGAUUUUUUUUUCCCCCAGUCACAUAGAAGACGAUCAGGAGGAGAAACGGAGAGCAAGACGGCAGAAAGGCCCAGGAGAUCGUAAGCAGAUGAUGAGCUAACUCUACGCUGUGUGCAAGGAGAAGGACGGACAUAUUGAGCUUCUAUUUUCGGGCUUUAGAUGCAGUUCUGCCUCGUGUUCUUACCAUUUGUUGCUGGGAUUAGAACAAGAAAGAUCUGUUCUUAUUUAUCUUCCCUCGAAGAUGGAUGAGCGGAACUGAAUUCGAGUUGUGCAUCAGUUAGAAGUGAUGAGAGAGGAGGGUGACGAGUGCCGCGUUGCUGGUGCCGUGUGCGCGCUCGGUUCGGAUCGGUCCGGGUUUGUUGUCCUGUCGCUGUUAUGAUGGAAAGCGCUGAUGGCUCGAGCAGCGACACCAAACCUCAAAGCCAGUCUGUGGAGAAGAAAAGGUUAAACCGUGCACCAUCUCCGGCCAGACCAUUCCUAAAGGAUGGCCACUCCAGAGCUCCUAAAUCCACCGCGCUCACACCGAAGUCUCCUAAAUUCAGUAAGCAGCAGCAUCAGCAGCAUCAGACCGCGGCGUCUUUCACGUCGCACAUCCGCUCUGUAAGACGCGCUGUAACCGGAGCGAAGGACAAACCGGCGCCGGUGAAAAACGCAGCCAAAUCCUCAACUACUAAAAAGGCCUCAAAGGUCACGCAGGCGAAACCGAUCGGGAAAGCGGCAGACACCGUCCCUCGACUUGCAAAAGGUGGAAAGGUGAAGCUGAUCCCACUGUCGCGCGCUCCUCUAGCCCACGGUUCAGACUCGCCAGUGCGCGUUCCCACGGGGCGCCUUGCGCAGACAGACAGCAGCUCGGAUCUGUCCGACUGUCCGUCCGAGCCGCUGUCUGACGAGCAACGCCUCGCUCAGGCCGGCAGCAGCGAUGCGGAGUCCGGGGCCGGGUCCGGAUCCAGUGAGCGCGGACACUUGACUGCAGAUGAACCUGCUGAUCCCGGAGCUCUAAGGGCUUCCGGCGGAGCGCGACUGCUCGGACAGAAACCGGACAUCGUCGCGGCUCAGCCAGAAGCUUCACCUGCGCGAGAGAAACCUAAACCGGAAAAACACCCAGCGAGCGCGCAGCUCAAACCGGAGGGCGGAAAAGAGCCAGCAGAAGAAGAUUUAUUACGGGAAGUUGAAGAGCUUCGCUCAGAAAACGACUACCUCAAGGAUGAAGUGGACGAGCUGCGUGCUGAGAUGGAGGAGAUCAGGGACAGCUACCUGGACGAGGAGGUGUAUCAGCUGCAGGAACUGCGCAGGGAGCUGGACCGCUCCAACAAGAACUGCCGUAUCCUUCAAUACAGACUGCGUAAGGCAGAGCAGAAAAGCCUACGUGUGGCCCAGACUGGCCAUGUGGAUGGAGAACUGCUCCGUAACCUAGAGCAGGACCUCAAGGUUGCCAAAGACGUGUCGGUGCGUCUACACAACGAGCUGGAGAGCGUGGAGGACAAGCGCACACGGGCAGAGGACGAGAAUGAGAUGCUCAGGCAGAAGAUCAUUGAGUUGGAGAUUUCCAAACAGGCCCUGCACAACGAGCUGGAGAGGGCCAAAGAGAUAGCAGUGAGGAGACGAGGGAGCCGGGAAACCUUCAAGGACAAGAAAUCUCUUUCUCAGGAGGACAGUGCCGACCUGCGAUGCCAGCUGCAGUUUUCUAAAGAAGAAUCAGCCCUGAUGCGAAAGAAGAUGGCCAAGCUAGGCCGAGAGAAGGAUGAGCUAGAGCAAGAGCUGCAAAAAUACAAGUCUGUGUACGGGGACGUGGACAGCCCCUUACCCAUGACCGAGACACCAGGUGGUGGGCCACACAGCACACGUGAAGCCGAACUCCGGCUACGUCUCAAGCUUGUUGAGGAAGAGGCCAAUAUUCUGGGGCGAAAGAUUGUGGAGCUUGAAGUGGAGAACCGAGGCUUGCGGGCUGAGAACGAGGACCUGCGCUGCCAGUAUGAGCGAGAUUGCUUUGGCCGUGAACCUUUCUCCAGCUUGCCUACAUCUCCUUUUGGUGCAGAUGCUCCAGAGUCUGCCACCGAACUGCGACGCCACUUGCAGUUUGUGGAGGAGGAGGCUGAGUUGCUACGGCGCUCAAUUUCAGAGAUCGAGGAUCGCAACAAGCAGCUGACCACUGAGCUCAAUCGCUUCAAAUUUGGACCUUCGGAUGGUGAGGCCAUAGCGUUAGAGGGCGGAGGUGCUUUGGCCAUGCCGAAGCCUGGAAACAAUGGUGCAAGCAUGUCAGUGAGUGGCGUAGUGUCCCUACAGGAAGAGCUGAAAGGCGCUAGGAUGCAGAUUAACGAACUAAGCGGGAAGGUGAUGAAGCUGCAAUAUGAGAACCGUGUUCUGAUCUCAAACAUGCAACGCUGCGACCUGGCUGCACAUCUGGGCCUUUAUUCUGCAAGUCCUCGUGAUAGCGAUGCAGACAGUGAUGCUGGCCGCAGGGAUGCUGAAGAGGACGAGACAGGACGGCUCUUACUGCUCCACCCCAAACGAGAAGGUCCAGUUGGUGGAGAAAGCGACUCUGAGGACUUGUUUGAAAAGACAGCCACCUCAGGUUUUGGGAGUGCUGGGAAGGGGUCAGAUAUGGUUGAGCUUGGAGGGGUGGACCUCAUAAAGCGGAGACGGGAGGAUCGCGAGAUGCUUGGUGGUAUCAAACGGGAGGCUGAGCGGCUAGGAAAGACAGUGGAGAGACUCAUCACAGACACACACAGCCUGAUCUGCGAGGGGCAUCUUGUUGUGACCGGAGCCGUCUCUGUGGGGGAGGGUUCUGAUUUCAGGGGUGACGGAGACUCAGCAGAGCCCAAACCAGACUCUCAGUCUCAGGUGCUAGAUGCCGUCAAUGCUUGCAUGCGGACAUUCCGGGCAGAGCUUUAUGCCUUUAUAGAGAAAGUGGACCACCUGGGUGAAGGUUUGAGGGACCGCAGUGAUGAUCUUUCACCAAUGCCUAAUCUAACCGAGUCAAGCAGCUUUUUGUCAACUGUCACUUCCAUGUCCCGUGACUCGCCUAUUGGAACUAUAGGAAGGGACCUGUCCACAGACUUUCAGUCCGGCCGGAGGCAGGAGUUCGAGUGGUCCCUAGGCCGGCGGAAUGGCCCGGAGGAGCCUGCGCUCAGUAGAUACGGCAGGCCCCACAGUGUCAGAGCCGAGCUCCGGGAGCCGUGCCUGUCUGAAGUGGGCACUCCUGCCAGGGAGGCACCGUUCUGUCUGGAGCUCGAGAGGAGAAUGAGAGCAGGACAGGAAGAGAGAGAAAUUCUACCAUCCUCCAUCACUCAGGAGGAGGAUCUGAGACAUCUGGAGGCACAACAAGGUCCGGAGCUGCAGGGUCUGCAGUCGCACGAGCCUGCAUGGCCACAGGAAAGAGCUCUACUGCAGCAGGAAGUGCGCCUGUUCAGGCAGAAUGCUAUCAUUGUCUACAUGAAGCUGCGCUGGAUCCUCAUGCACUGGAGGCUCGGGCGCAGGACCGAUGCAGCCGAGGAGUAUGAACGGCCGGAAAGCAUCCCAGAGGCUGGUACCGUCAAGGAAAGUUCAGAAGAAGACAUAGAGCGGGAGGACAAAUUGUUUCCCCAGGCAUUGUGGGGAGAAACCGCUGACCCUGCAUCACUCUUACAGUCCUCGGAUAAACUCCACUAUCAGAAACAGGUGGGUGACAGUAGACGGGUUCUUCAUGCCCUGCGUUCUCUGCUAGAGGAGUUGAGGGCAGAGCUACGGGAGGAGGCUCAGAGAUGCUGUCAGUUGCAGCAGACUCUGGCCAAUGAGAGAGCAGCAUGGGAGAUACAGCGUGCUGAGAUGAGGAGUCACAUUGCUCAGCUGGAGGAGUCAAGAGGAGAAACAUUUGUAGGGGGAACGGACUCCCUGUGGCAGGAGAGAGAGAGGGAGCAGGAGAGGGAGCGUGAGGAGCAGAAGAGGCUUCUAGCUGAUAGCCACAGUGUGGCUCUGGAGCUGCGUUGGAAGCUGCGGCAUGGCGAGCGCCGAUGGACCAGAGAGAGAAGUGAACUCCUUGAGAGUUUCGAGAGGGAGCGACAGGAGCGAGACCGCAACGUACAAGACCUCCAUCGCAAGAUGGAGAAGAUACAGAGGGAAAUACCUCUCCAUCACUCUGAAGGAGGGACACCGCGUGUCUUCUCCCCUCAGGACAGUCCCUGUAAAGCCCCCAGAUCUCCACGCUCCCCUCGUGGAGCUCACUGUGCUGUGUCUCGUUCUCACUCGGAUUCGGAGGCCACGCUGGAAGAGAAAAGAGCAAGACCCAGUGAGAGCCUCUUCUUGGAUGCUCUGUCUCUGGAUCCACCAAACGAGGCAGAGGUUCCACUGUCAUCCAGGCUGGACAGUGAAAAGAGGUUCCCAUGUCUCAAUCAAGCACUUAAUGAGAUCUCAGAAAGAGCAGAUCCUGUACUCUAUCCUGAGGAAGAUAUGAGCAGUGGAAACCUCCUAAGGGCCAAAUCAGUCUGCUCUAUGAAUGACUUCCUGCGUUUGAUGGACAGCUCCCCCUUCCUGCCAGACAAGAGCAAAUCAGGUGAAGGCGGGCAGGAUGAUGUGACUCCCCCCCUAUCUCCUGAUGACCUCAAAUAUAUUGAGGAGUUUAAUAGCAAGGGCUGGGAUCUCUCUAAAUCCCCACUGUCUUCCUGCCCAAUCCCAGGCCCUGUGCUACCCCCUCAGGUAGUGGAGGCAUGGGCAGAUACACACAGACCUGUCCUAUCUUCAUCAGAAGCAUUUCAGCCAGCCGCCUGGUACUUGACCACCAGUGCCACACUAACUACCAAUACCACAAGCAGCCUGGAGCAGUGUCAGCGUCUGGCUGCAAGAGGCUCCCCAGUGCCUGACCACUUUGGCGUGCGUGUUCUCCACAGCCCCACUAGGGCAGAGAGAUUAAGCCCAGUAUCAUCAGAUCAGGAGUACGCAUUCUCCAGGGGGAGCAAAGAAAACGAAGGGGAGGACAUUUUUGGUGGAAGGUGGCCAUGUGAACUGAGACAUUUGGAAGGUGGUGAGAAUACACCUCUGUGCACAGCAAUGGGUUACACAUCCUCACUUGAGCUAGAAUUGUCUCGGAAUCUUAGUGACGACAUGAAAGAAGUUGCGUUUUCCGUACGGAAUGCCAUCCGCUCCAGCACAGUGACCGGAAGCAGUCCGCCGGACCAUCAAAUGCGUGAUGCAGCAUGCCAGACCAAUGGCUCAAUAACACGUGGCACUCAGACCACACAAGGUGUGAAUGUGGCACUGCAGACAUUCAUCAGCAGCCCUCGCCGCUGCCUCACUCCCGUUUCAUCUCCCUCACGUAGCCUCAGGAAGGCACAGUACUCACCUGCCACACAGGCCAAGUUUGAAAGGUCAUGUUGCUCACCAAAAUACGGAUCACCCAAGCUCCAGCGCAAGCCCUCGUGUAUCAAUUCUACACAAGGAAAAUCUGAACCCCCUGCCAAUGCAUCCAGAGCUCCAACGCCCACUUCUCAGUCUUUGAAGGGCAACAGUGAAUCAGCAUGGGCGCGUUCCACCACCACCCGAGACAGCCCCGUCCACACCACCAUCAACGAUGGCCUCUCCAGCCUCUUCAACAUCAUUGACCAUACCCCAGUAAACUAUGACCAGGCUCAGAAGUUCAAUAAGUCACCCAGCCGCUCCAGGCCCAGUGAAAGUGGGCCUGCAGGUGUUUCUGACCCUAAAGCAGCCAAUUUUGGAGCACCACAGGACCCAGCUAGGCCGUCCAGGGGUCGUUCACCAAGCCCAAUCCAGCUCAUAGUGGAAUUACAGGGUGACAAGAACCCAGAAAUGAUUAGCAUCAGGCAAGACUUGUCAGCUCCACCUGGUUACACGAUAGCAGAGAAUGCAGCGCGUAUAUUAAAUAAGAAACUGUUGGAGCAGGGCUUCAGGGAGGAGAAGAAACAAGGUACAGCCAUUGCAGCACAGAGCAAAACAGGAGAAGUGGACAAAGCUGGAUGUAUUGAGGACCUCCCCCGAUCACCAGUAGCCCCGCCCCUGGACUGCUGUUUCCUGCGCCCAGCGCGUCCUGCCAAUCGCCGUCCUCCCUCUCGCUGGGCUGCGAGCUCUCCUUCUUCUUCACCCAACUACAGAGACCACACCGAUAGGUUCCGCUUCCCCUCACCAGUCAGACCUGCUGAAAUGAUCCUAGAGACAGAGGAGUCCAGUCAGGAACUACCUCAGCUCCCACCCUGAGGACAUCCUGCACCAGCCAAGCUUGCUCACUGUCCUCCUCUCCUCACCUCUCCUCUCCUCUCCUUUCCUCUCCUCACCUCUCCUCACCUCUCCUACAAUUACCUUUAGACUUGUAGACAUUGAUUGUCUCUCCUUCAGGUCUAUUAUCUUCUCUCUGUCUCCUCUAGCAUUCUUUUCUUUUUUUUUCUUCCCAUCCCCUCCAGUAUCUUUUCUCAUCUCCUUACUCCCUAUUUUUCUCUUCUCUCCUACUCAUGAUCCUCUCGUCUUCUUAUUUCUUCCACUUUCCACCAUCUUUCUUUUCUCCUCACCUUCUUUGACUUGCUUCUUUCCACCUUAUCUCUUCACCUUUCCUGUCCAUCCCGUCUUCCUGAUCAUCUCCUCUGAUCCUCUACCUCUCCUCCUCAUCAUCCUCUGCCUCUCCUCAUUCACUCUCAAUCCCUCUCCAUUUGUCUCUUCCUUCUUCCCCUUCCCUCUUACAAACCUCUUCCCGCCCUUUUCUUUUUUCCCUUCUUAUCUUCUUUCUCUCCUUCUCCGUGUGUUAUCCUUUAAUCCAGCCUGACCACACAAGCACCAACAGGGUGUUGGAACAUUCUAGACCUUCUCACACCCUUCACAUCCUCAACACAGGGGAUGAGAGAAGGACGCAGUUACUCGAGCACCAGCCAACAAGCAACAACCUUCUAGUACUUUCUGUGAGAAUUCAAGUACCUUGAAUGUACUGAAGCCAAGCAACACAACCUACUCCAUCAGAGGUGCCUAAACACACUUGAUAUCUCAAUGGUCCCAUAUACGUGUGUCUCUGUGUAUAUGCAAUAUGUAUGAAUUUCUAUGUGUUUGGUCAGAUUCUGUUUUUUUCUUAUAUCCUGGGGAAAAUGGUGACAUCGUUUUGUCUAAAUGUUUACAUGUUGUUCAUUUUUUGGCUUUUUCUUUUAAGAUUUCUUUAUCUCUCAUGUACAUAUACUUGAUCAAAUUAUUUUCUUAUUUUUUAGUGUGAUAGUUUUGUUUGGUUUUGUUUUUGUUUUGCUUGUGGCUUCAAUUUAAUUGAGUUCAAAGACGUUUAAUUUAAUUGUGUUUAACAAAAGAAAAUGCGGCAGAAGAACAGAAUCCUGAGUCAGGGAAACACGAAACAUGAUGUCAACAACACUGAUGUAUUUAUUACUCCAGAUGUACAACUGAAUGUUUAAUGCACCACAACAGGAAGGAAACUGGCAACUGAUUAUCCUUAUGCAUAUUUUCCUGCAUAAUUUGAUCUGCAUGCCUUUUAAACCCUAGCACUUUAGUGCAUGAUAUUAAAUGCUGUUGUACCUUGUGCUAUAUCUCUAUAAUAUAAGACAGCCCUAUAUAUAUAUAUAUAUACACACACUUACACACACACACGUGCACACACAAACACACACUCACCCAACCCACUGUCCACGGUCUGUACUUUUAUUGGCAUUAAAUUUACAAGUUAGACCACUUUUUAAGUCGCUUAUUGUACUUAUUGCCCUGUCUUUGUAUAGCCGUUAUUAUUAUAUUUAAAUUCUUUCUUUAUUUUAAAGGAUAAAAUGGGUUUGAAAAAAAAUGUAGAAUGUUUUAAAUUAAGUCAGUGUCUAAAGUCUAAUGAUAUAAAGUCUGUUUAAUUGUUAAUAAAAUGAAUGUGUAUUUACAGAAA